Messenger RNA from Trichoplusia ni (cabbage looper), 4640 nucleotides. Its product is annotated as post-GPI attachment to proteins factor 6-like. NCBI's taxonomy places the organism in Eukaryota, Metazoa, Arthropoda, Insecta, Lepidoptera, Noctuidae. The transcript is spliced from 4 exons. The coding region runs from base 173 to 2596 and encodes 807 amino acids. The record is from RefSeq and is a predicted model, not a curated record. Gene Ontology annotation, cellular component: plasma membrane.
UAGACGGUUCACGGUUGUCGGUCGAUUCGCGAGUGUAUUUCUAAGUAUUUUUAACACUGAAAAAAUAAUAUAGAUAGUCUUGAAUUAAAAUAACACUAUUUUGGUGUCUGUUAAUGUUGCGCGCAUGUAUAUUUGGAUCGUGUUGUAGGCAGGUAGGCGAAUAAUCGGCGAAAUGAGAGUUUGUUUAAAUUUUGUAAUAUUGUUUGUGUGCAUUGCAUAUAUUUUUGGUGAUAAAGAAGCUGAAGAGGAUGCUAACAGAAAAAGGAUAAUAGAGCAGUUAACAAGGACUCGUACAGUGUUGCUAGAUGAUUACCAUCUGGUCACUAGGCAGAUCGCCACUGAUGUAUAUAUGUACAGAAAUUAUCGCACUGUCUCGGUUGUUUUCUAUCCUAUAAUGAGGGAUGUCACGGAAGCCCGUUUCACAUUUCAAUCUGAGGAACUCCACUUGAAUAACAUUGGAUCAUGCGAUCCCCAAGAAGUUAUCAUAAACAUAAAACACGGCUCGUAUCCGGCAGUCAAUCCUGACGGGUACGGCUUUCCAAAGGACUUCAUAGAUCCAGCGACCAGAGAACCGGUGCACACACAAGAACUGCUGUCAGACGGAAAGAACAGGACUUAUACGAUAGAGAACCCGAAACCAGGGAACUGGUACGCACUCAUCUAUAUAAAAUGGGAGGAUCCGAGGACGCAGAAAGUUGAACAGCAAGGUCUCGUUGCCAAUUGUCAAACGAUCCUAUACACUGACUUGCAAGUCCAACGCGAGGAGAACGUAGAGCUAAUAGACUGUUACACGGGGAUCACGGAGCUGAACUAUGAUGAGCUGCCGGCAUACUUCAAAUGUAUGACCUUAGACAACGUCGACCCCAUCAGCCUGAACGUCACCAUCGUCAACACCACAGCCUCCGACAAAGAGCUCUUCGUCAGAGUACAGGCUCUCUCCUUCCCCACAGAGGAGAACUACCUCAUAUACUGCGCUUUCAACCCAAAAGGAAACAACAUACAAACUAUCACCUUCAUCCCCAACCCAAACGCCUGGCACUACAUCCAUAUAGGAGAAGCUACAGGCAAUGUCACCAGGAUAGCUGACUGCGAAUCCUACUUCACCAGAUCAGACGUUGACGAACUCAUUAAUCACACGGUUAUCGACCUUAUGCGCGACGAUAAAGGACGCUUUUUCACUUUCGAUUACGGUCUCCCGACAACCGAUCUCCAAGAUGCAACCAGUCUUGUCAACAUCACAUCUUCAGAAAUAAAGUCUUUAAGGUUCAAAGUCAAUCAAUUUUUGGACAUCGGAGGCAGCUUGACUAUAGCGUCGAGCCUUCUUAUGAGUUUGAAAUACUAUAUGGGGUACAGGCGGGAGUUCGCAAAGGAUGCAUUGUUAGCGUUCACCGAAGACAACCAGUUUUUCAAGGCCGUGAUAUGUAUGGAUAUCGGUCAUGCGAGUAUACCAUUAGAGAGUGGUCACUGUCGGUACAACGAUAAGGUGAAGCCGGCAUUGUUCGUAUUGAACAGUACGGACUCUGAGUCUAUUUAUGACAAGACGUUCAUUCCUUAUCCUGAUAGUGGCCAUUGGUAUUUGACUUUCCGUAUAUUUUGCGAUCAGGUUGUUUGUCCUUGUCGCACGUCGGAUAACGGAACGAAGUACUACGUGGACACGUCUGCAGAUAAGGAUGGUGAAGGGGGUGUGUUAGAGGGGAAUGACACGAGGGUGGGGACAUCUGAGUGUAACGCGACGAUAGUCCUGACUGUGUCGUCGAUGUCGUGUGUAGGGGGGAAGUGCAGUAACCACGGGAGCUGCUUGCUGAACACUUUCGGUGGGCUGGUGAUGUCCUUCUGUUCCUGUUCGGCUGGAUACGGCGGUUGGGACUGUUCAGAUAACUCAAGAAUGGACAGCAGAGUCUACAUGCUUGUGUCCAUCCUCCUGCUCACGCUGAGCAACCUCCUCUUCUUCUUCUCCAUCUACGUAGCGGUCAUACGCACAUACUACACGGAAGCCAUGAUGUACACCUUCACUAUGAUCUUCUCCACUUUCUACCACGCCUGCGACGCCCCCUCCCAAGUCGCCUACUGCAUCGUCAAAGGUAACAUUCUCCAGUUUGGAGACUUCUACUGCGGACUAAUGUCAUUCUGGGUAACUUUACUCGCUAUGAGCAUAAUAGGUGACAAAUUCAGAUCCUCAUUACAACUAAUAGGUGCCAUAAUAAUAGCUUUAUUGACAACGUGGAAUAUGCAUUCGAUUGUCUCAUUCUUACUGCCAGUUGCAGUCGGCGUAGGCGUUUUAUUACUAUCCUGGUAUCUUGACUUUAGAAAAAUUCGUAGUCUAAGAUACCCUAGGACGUAUUACAUCAGAUACUUGCCACUAGGCAUAAUUUUAGUGUCGAUUGGCUUAAUUUGUUACGCUUUUCUACAAACGGAACAGAAUUAUAAGAUUGUACAUUCGAUAUGGCAUAUGAUUAUAGCUUUAAGUGUUGUGUUUUUACUGCCCGAUGUUAAAAGAGGUAGUGAUGUGAAUGCCUUCUUGCCGAGUCAGGACUAUUUUAAGUUGUCUUUUCGUAAAGUGUUUCAAAGAUCUCACCGGCCUACAGCUGUUGAUUAACACAUUGUAAAGUUACCCUUGCCACUAAUUUUGGCGUUCUAACUUUGUUUUAUAGCCUAAAUACUACUAAUACUUGACGUAUAAAUUUUGUAGUUUAAGUAUGGCCAAUGUUUGCCAAUAAGACUGUCGAUUCAAAAGAUUUUUCAGGGAAUUUCUCGAAUUAAGUGUCAUUUAAAAAGUUAUUGUCGCGAACAAAUAUUGAGGUGCAAAGAUUUUUUUAUUUAAUUUAGUUGUAAGUACAAAUAACAAAAGCCUAGUAUUUUUCUACUAGUCACACAAAGUACAGGUUAAUUUUAUACAAGAUGGAUGUCAAUACAACUUUUCGAAGUAUUUUUAUAUGGAGCUGAUAUUAUAAAGAUUUGAGAAGUUUUUCCUCAAAUGUUGGUGGCCAAUAAGCGAACGUCUAAGCGUGACUCGUGCUUUGUAACAAAAAGUCCUUGAAGAUGAAAGUUAGGGGCAUAGAAAUCUCCCUAAUAGAUACUGCUGAAUUUGGUUUGAGAUUGUUUUCACGGUGUUUUGAGGAAGACGCGGGUAGUGCGGGUCGCGACAAGUGCUAUCUUAUUGGUGGAUUCAAGGUCAAUUUAGCAGGGCUUGAAGAUCGAUAAUUAUUAUAAGGAUAUGGAUGGUAUAUAAGGUGAUAUGAGCGCAAAUGCAUGUUUGUUUUGUGAAUAUAAGUAGUUAGACGGAAUCCAUUAGGAGGAUGGUUAGGGAUCAAUGUAUAUAUUUGAUUGUUAGGAAUGCAUGAAAAAAUUGAUGGUCCAAUACAAAUGUCCCAUCUCGAGAUUAAGUAGGUAAGUGAUGUUUUUAACUAUAAGAUUUGACCGAUGUUAUUUUUGACACCGUAAAGCUGAGAAUAAAGUUUAGUAAAUACAUCUUGUUAAUCUGACUGUAUGUGGACUUGUGUUGAUGGCUAUUAGUAUAGGUUGCUUUCCACGGCUUAGUUUGUGAUAUUUUAUAUAAAUGCCUGUUAACAAUAUUUGAGAUUAUUAAACCUUGCAGUUUUUUUUCACUGUUGUAAUACAAUAUUGUAUUAUAUAGCAAAAUAUACAUAUGAUUGACUUGUUUAAGAUCCUAAUUAACUUUUUUUAUACUAUUCCCGCUCUAAGGAUUUUAAUGCUUGUAUCGCGGGGGUUUUACGAACAUUCAAGUCACAUGCACGCGCCAUACACGAGCAAGCAUUCGUGGGCUACCGCUUUUAUGAAAUAGAUAUUAAUGUCCAUUUAUUUACGCGGCAUAGCCCGCUGUAAGAGCUUCAUAUAACGUGAAAUGUAGCCCGCGUUGCAUUCAACCCUGCCCCUCUAGCCAAGUGUUAUUGCUGUUAUCGUAAAGGUGCGGCCUCAUGCAGCCCGUAUUUGUUUGCAGCAACAAAUCUGGUCACAUGACACCAUUUUAAAUUUCCCGCGACUCUAAAAGUUGCUGCUUAAAGUCGCUCGUCGCUCGUUUGCAGCGAAAAAUCUGAUCACGAUGCACCCCUGUGUUGCUGAUCUCCUAACCUUAUUCGCACCCCGUGGCAAUGAUACAAAUGAAGGAAAUAGGAGCCUUUACCUUGUUUGAUUCCAUAAUUUACUCGAAUUUAUUUAUAAACCGUUGCAGCUCCUCACUUAUGUCAACUUGUCUCACCGCGCACUCUCGAUCUUUUCCCAGUGAUAACGCUCAACAUUUUGAGCUUUGUCGCUACAUAUCAUGUGACCAAAUUUGUCGCUGCAAACGAGCCUCAAGCGGCUGCAUCAGGCCGCACCUUUAUGAUACAAAUCUGAUAUGUAAAGGAAGAAGAAAUUAGGUAGGUUGGUAAAAUAAGAUUUUGAUAUUAUAAGGUCGAACAAUGUCACGAUGUAUUAUACUUUUUUUACGUCACAACUUUGUAAUGAUGCUUAUCACCUUGUCUUGCUUGUAUUUUCAUUAUUAUUAUAUUCCUUAGUGAAUUUAAUCUGUUUUUGUUACUUUUUGUAAGUACGGAUUGCGUUAUCUUUAAGCACGUAUAUUUUAUACGUUAUUUACAGAGUUUUUGUAAUGUAUUUUAAUUAUGUUUCUUCGAUUUUUUGGU